UAUAACUUCAUGCGCCUCAAAGAAAAUCAAACCACUGUUAAUACAUAUAUAUCCUUUGCUUCCGUUUAAUCCUUAAUUAAUUAAGAAAUAUACACAUAAUUAAACCAACCAGAGAAGCAAUGGAUUUGAAGAAAAUCAAGGAGUUCACCAUUCUCAACAGCCCAGCUCUUGAAAAGUACAUAUUAGAAACAAGUGCGUACCCUAAUGAACAUGAACAAUUGAAGGAAAUUAGGGAUGCCACUUUGGAGAAAUACAAACACAUGAGCAUUAUGAAUGCAUCUGCAGAUGAAGCACAAUUCCUAUCAAUGUUAUUGAAGCUAAUGAAUGCCAAAAAUACCCUAGAAAUUGGUGUUUUUACUGGCUAUUCACUUCUUACUACUGCACUCGCUCUUCCUGAAGAUGGCAAAGUUAUAGCAGUUGACCCGGACAUGGAAGCAUACAAGGUUGGAUUACCGGCCAUUAAAAAGGCAGGAGUUGAGCAUAAAAUUGAGUUUGUUGAAGGAAAUGCCAUGCCAUUUUUAAAUGAUUUAAUAAGCAAGGGCAAGGAAGGGACCUUUGAUUUUGCAUUUGUUGAUGCUGAUAAGGAAAACUACAUCAACUACCAUGAGCCAUUGCUAAAGCUUGUUAAGGUCGGAGGAGUGAUCGCCUUCGAUAACACUCUUUGGUUUGGCUCGGUCGCCUUAGCCGAUGAUGAUGAAAAAUUCAAGAAUGACCCUAUUAUGGGAUACAUUAAAAAACAUGGACAUGAAGCCAUCAAAAAAUUGAAUAGCUUUCUUGCAAGUGACCCUCGAAUUGAGUCGAGCCUUCUUUCGAUUGGUGAUGGUGUUACGCUUUGCAGGCGCAAGUACUAAAAUGAAACAUACUUUACUUUCUAUUGCAAUGUUGUGUUCAUUGAUCAAAGUUAUUGUACUAAUAAAAGACUCAAUAUCAUGUGUUUUCAAAAAAAUAAAAUAAUUGUUACUAUGUACGCUACAAAUGUACAACCAAUAAAAUUGGGUUUUUUUGA
Chenopodium quinoa (quinoa) is the source of this 1006-nucleotide messenger RNA. Its product is annotated as flavonoid 3',5'-methyltransferase-like. Lineage: Eukaryota; Viridiplantae; Streptophyta; Magnoliopsida; Caryophyllales; Amaranthaceae. The coding region runs from base 120 to 851 and encodes 243 amino acids. Gene Ontology annotation, molecular function: S-adenosylmethionine-dependent methyltransferase activity; O-methyltransferase activity. The record is from RefSeq and is a predicted model, not a curated record. The transcript is spliced from 5 exons.